AUGAAUUAUAUUGAGCCUGAAGACAAUCUGGUGGAUUUCCCGGAGAAAUUUUUGAAUUUACGGGAUGAGUUAAACUUCAAACACGAAGCCUUGCUGGAGGACAAGGAAGUUGAGAGGAGGGUGGCAAUUUACGAUGGGCUAGUAGAGAAAGGGGUUAAUUUGACACCGAUGGAGUUAAUGAUUUUUAUGGACCGGAGUUUUAUUUGGAAAUAUCCGGUACUAAAUGCCGGUGAAUUAUUUGAGUUGGGCUCAAUUCAGAGCGAGUUCAUUGCCAAGAAACUGUGGAGUCCAUGGGUGGGAGACGAUGUGGUCUCAAGAGAAACAAUGGACUUUUUGUCCUUAUUCUUUGGAGAGGAUUUUCAAGAAGAAUUCUUCAGAAGACCAGCAACAGAAGAAGAUUUUCGGAAAAAGAUAGAGCUGGACAUCAUAUUAGAAGAAAUCUAUCAAGCUUGGUGGCGGCCUUAUUCAGCACUGCAGUUUGCAGUGAGGAGCCUGAGUAGGGUCGCUGAAAAUUCUCUGGAAAAGAUGGCGGCUGUUAAACUGAUCAAAUCCUACACGGAUAUAAAUACUGAAAAUCGGGAACUGUUACGUAGCACCGAGAUCGAGAGACUUCGAGAAGAAAUUGCGUAUUUGAAUAAAAUCUUAGCCCAGAAACCACAACCGGCGGAAAUGUCAAAUCACGACGACAGAGCAUCUUCUGUCAAUGAAGAUGAACAAAGCACGAAGGAAUCCCAUAAAGAAGAGUUAAAGAAAGUGAAGCACGAGCUGGAAGAGUCGAAAAGAGCCAAAGAGAUGCUGGAGGAGCACCAGAGACGGAUCCAGAGUGAGAUCAAACAGGCCAAUGAGCACCUGCAGCAGGAACUGAAGUCCAUCACUUCCUCUAGCUCACGCAUGAAACAGGCACUCAAAGCCAAAGAGCGUGACUUGGAUUCGACCAAGAGUGAGCUGAAAGAUAAAGACCACCAGAAUCGCAUCCUCAGCAAACGAAUAGCCGAACUAGAAACUUAUCUCUACGAUUUUAUGGAAUUGUCGAAAAACGAGAAAGUUGUCUCGACGCCUCGAAAAGUAAUUCCCAAAGAAACGAAGAAACCCAAAACUAUUCUUCAGUUUGGUCCAGAAAUCCCUGACCCCCCUCAGAGUACAGAAUCAGCUGCCAUUAUUCCCCCAUCAAACGGGACUUAUAUAAGUCCACUUC
Symsagittifera roscoffensis is the source of this 1195-nucleotide messenger RNA. Its product is annotated as centrosomal protein of 128 kDa-like. The record is from RefSeq and is a predicted model, not a curated record. The transcript has 6 exons. Lineage: Eukaryota; Metazoa; Xenacoelomorpha; Acoela; Convolutidae. The annotation marks the transcript as partial.